Molecule: messenger RNA, 2349 nt
Organism: Cyphellophora europaea CBS 101466
Lineage: Eukaryota; Fungi; Ascomycota; Eurotiomycetes; Chaetothyriales; Cyphellophoraceae
Exons: 2
Coding region: 1-2349 (782 amino acids)
Molecular function (GO): nucleic acid binding
Source: RefSeq, a predicted model, not a curated record
AUGGGGGCCCGUGAAAGAGCGAAAGGUCGCGCCGCCAGGAAGGGCGGUGGCAAAGAUCCAUCAUGGUCUUCGAAGCAGUCCAAGACUACGCAGAGCGAUUACAAGACCCGCAGCGUCCAGGAAUGGCAGAGCUUCGCCUCUACUCCUUACUCAUCGUCACCACGCAAUGGUUUUAGCAUGGCUCAAGAAGCAAGAAAUACAGAACGUCAUGGUCUCACCUGGGGCAACGCUCGCUUGAGAGAUAAUGCCGUCUCCUUCGUCAGCGCAGGCAAUCUUGUGCGCGAGGAUCCUCAAUCAUCCCGUUCAGAGUCACCUCGACCGGAGCAAUCAGAGCCUCAGACGCCUGAAGAGCCAACAACUGCUGGUGUGCCAGCUGAUGAUUUAUCUGUCCAGGAAUUGGUCGGUGUUCACGAAGAAGGCCUGCAAGAACUCCAUGCCAACGGAACACACGCCGAUCAACCUUUGCCACAGGAUCAAAAAGACUCGUCCGCCUCUGACUCAGAUGAAGUGAUCUUCCAGGGCCGCAACACCUCUGCCAAGCUCCUCAGCAAGCCAAACAGUCCGCCUAGACAGUCUGAAGCUCAACCCUUGCGUGUCCCUGUUGAGGCGCAUCACCUAGCCACGAAUGGAAGAACCCCUCACUCAGAAUCCUUGUCUGACGAGCCCAACCAUGAUUUACACCCUGAGGCCAUCUCUGCACGGCCUCGGAGACGGUGGGAGUCACGCCAUGAACGUCGGCGGAGAGAGGAAGAGGAGGAGGAAGAGGCAAUCAUGCGAGACUACAUAGACAAUAUGGCUCUUGACGAAAAGGACGAUGACGACGAGGAUGAGGAUGAGGCACCUACGCAGAAAGCCAAACCUCAUCGACGCAACGAGCAUUUUCGCUACCACAAGGGCUCUGGCGAACAGCAUGCGAAAGUCAAACUCUUGUCCGUGCAGAAGACGGCGAAGACAAGCAUCCUCCCAGACGAGACGGAUGACUGGGAGUCUGCGGAUCUCGACGAUCUCAACGACCUCAGCACUACCGACGAAGACGUUCCUGAGGUUGGGCGGGUGCUGAGACACCGUGAACGUUCUCAGGGCAAGCAGUAUCUGGUCACUGCCGUUGGUAUGGAAGUCAGCGAUGCCAAGUGGGUGUCUCACUCAAAGCUAGUCUCUACCACGGCCACCGAACAAAUCGAGAUCUAUGAGGGGCUGUUCCAGAGCAAACUCCAAGGUUCCAUCGAGGUUUCGAGUAGUGAGGACGAGGAACUGGAAGAUCUGAUCGAUGAUAUUGGCUCCGAGCAAGAUGAGAAUGAGCGCAUCAUACAACAAACAUCACGGAUGUCUGAUGAGCAGAUCGCUCGCGCGUUGGCCAAGCAAGAAGAGCUCGGAAUGGGAGGUGACCAUCUGAUGCUCUUUGACGGAAAGGAGGCGGAAGAUAUGGAUGACGAUGAUGAAGAUGAUAUGAACCUCGACGAGUUCAUGAAUGGCGACGAUUUCAUACCUUUCUCGUUGUCGAAGCACACAUCCAAUCGUGGGAGGAGUAAGCGGAACAACCGGGGCCGAGCCAAUUUCCCAUCCGCCAGCGCCUUCGCCGAUGCACUUGAUCAAGACCCGUACGGCGGCUUCGACAUCAUGGAUUUCGACCGCCCCAGUCUACGCCCGAAGCGUAAGGGUCGGAAGUCCGAUUAUCCUUACGAUCUCGAAGACCUGGAUGAAGAGCUUGCCGAACAGCUUAUGAACACGUGGACCAAAGAUCGUGAGAAGAAGGCAGCUAGAAAGCGGGAGAAGAUGGAAGCGCAACAGGCUCUGCAGCUUGACUCGGCCGAGGGCAGUGAUCCCGCCGUCAUCAAGGCUCGGAUCCGGCAGUUCUUGGUCAGUGAGGCCGACACUCUCGAGAUGACUCCCAUGGAUGCUCCUUUGCGCGCUUCGGUGCAUCGUCUGGCUAAAUCCUUGAGCAUGAACUCGAAAUCGCACGGCAAGGACGGCAAGGGUCUCGGCAGGUAUCCGGUCCUGACCAAGACUCCGUAUACGCCCCAGUACACUGUCGACAACAUCUGGGAGGUCGAUGCGCUGAUGAACUUGAGGAAGUUCUUCCCGAAAAACUUGUACAGAAGCUACAAGUCUACCCGUCCCUCGGGUGCUACGCCUCGCCGAAACGACCGCGGCGGGGUUGCAGCAGCUUCGUAUGCCAAUGGAGAAGUCGUUGGUGCAGCAGCUCCUGAGAUUGGCCAGGACAACAGGGGCCGAGCUAUGCUUGAAAAGAUGGGAUGGUCCGUGGGUAUGGGCAUUGGUAAGGAGGGCAAUAAGGGCAGCGUUGACUCCAUCAAGCACGUGGUCAAGACCAACAAGGCCGGUUUGGGUUAA